UAAAGUAAGGUCGGAGGUUUCGUGUAGGUCUGGUGAAUGUUUCCAUGCGAGCGUGGUUGCUUGCGUUGGCUUUAUUCUCUUGGAGCUCAAACAACACAAUUACUAUGAAAACCAAAGCGUUGCAAGAAUUGUUGACAUAUUAAACAGAACAACAACGCAUCUCUAAAUCUGUACCUUGUGCCUGUGCCAUCGUCAGUUAGAGAUGGAAUUAGCAGAGCUGUGGGCGAUGUUCGGGCCAGGGUUAUCAGGGGCAGUGUUUGGUGCAGGAUGGUGGAUCUGGGUGGAUGCCGUCGUUUGCAGCUCCUCUAAAGUAUCGUUCCUUCAUUAUUUGCCAGGCAUAUUCGCUUCAUUUGCAGCGCUCAUGUUUAAUUGCGUUAGCAGAAACGACCUCCAUGAUUACUCGCCCUACGACGACGAAGCCUGCAGAUCAAGAACCUGGCUAUUCUUGGCAUACGUUAUAUCCUUUGUCUCUUUAGCAGGAUCAGUUGGCUUGUUGGUUCAGGAUUCUCUCAGUAAAUCUGACUCAACGUGGACUGGUGUUGCGGGUGUUCUACAGUGUUUUUUUGUCCUCACAAGUGGGCUGAUCUAUUGGACUUCUCGCACUGAGUCUUGAAUAAAUUCCCGUGUAAAACUAUGAAUCUUGCAAAUGGAGGAUGGAAUAGAAUAUGUUUUUUCUUGCCAAAGACCUGUAUUGACUUUGGACAUUUGCCAUUUGGCACAUGGCAAAUGCUCUUGGUUAUUGUGAAGGAUUAGGCACAGAUUACAAUUUGUAUGUAGUGUACUGCAAAAUUGAAGUGCAUGUGAUUUGUAAAUGAACACAAACUUUUGGUUCUAAAAAGAACGAGGUAUACCAGCAUGUCUGAUGUCAUAUUGAUUAGGAUGUUGUGAAAUCCUCAGCAAGUGAUCUGCUUUUCCGUAGAAUUUUAUUUUUUUGGGAGCACUAACCAUUUGAUCUUGCCCGAUACCUCCUGUAAGCAGAUUGAAAUCCCCUUGCUUGCUAUUUGAUUCUAUUUUUUUUAUGAAAGAUUGAACAGUGUAUAUGCCAGAAAUAUGUUUCUAUUGAUGAAUAUAAGCUGUAUUAAAUUGGUUAA
Messenger RNA from Cryptomeria japonica (Japanese cedar), 1091 nucleotides. RefSeq lists its product as uncharacterized. Gene Ontology annotation, biological process: protein targeting to vacuole; late endosome to vacuole transport via multivesicular body sorting pathway. The record is from RefSeq and is a predicted model, not a curated record. The coding region runs from base 203 to 613 and encodes 136 amino acids. The transcript has 3 exons. NCBI's taxonomy places the organism in Eukaryota, Viridiplantae, Streptophyta, Pinopsida, Cupressales, Cupressaceae.